Molecule: messenger RNA, 747 nt
Organism: Ylistrum balloti
Lineage: Eukaryota; Metazoa; Mollusca; Bivalvia; Pectinida; Pectinidae
Exons: 5
Coding region: 1-747 (248 amino acids)
Source: RefSeq, a predicted model, not a curated record
AUGACGUUUUACCCGCCAAUUUUGUUGGUCCUGCUGCUGACUCUAAGGGAGACAACUGCAGCUGUCGCAAUCGUCAGGAGUUGGGUUCCUUCUCGGCGAGUACAAGAUAUCUCAAGAAGGUUCCCUCACGAUGGUAGCCACGACAACGGUUUCUGUGGACCUUCUUUCCGGUUCCUUUACAACCGAACUACAAUGUCUGACGAUCGCUCUGUGCCGUCUCUUGCCACCAAUUCCGCCCGGUUUGUUCAGCCUGCCGGAAGUGUAGGGGGAACUGCGUUGUUACUCGGCAGGGACGGCUUCUUGACGAUCUGGACAAUGAGCUACAUAACAUUUGCCAACCGAUUUAAGUUCAUGCUUAGAUUUAAGCUACAAGAGGACUUUGAGUACCAGGACCGCCUUUACAACUUGUUAGGGGAUGGACCCUGUGGGAACUACACUUCAAAAUAUAGAAUCAGUAUUAACCCUGUUAAACGGGAGGUGUAUGCUGAUGUUACACUGAGGAAUCGCGCCAUGAUCAACCUCGCCCUGUCAGACGUGAGGUUAGACGACUGGAUAGUGGUGGAACUGGAGGCUGAACGGGGACAGAUUCGUCUCGUUAUCGAUAACAGGGAAAGCACGGGUUACAUUGGAGCCUCCACCAUCAAGUCGUCCCCGUGUCCUAUGGAGAUCGGGAAGGAAUUGUCGACAGCUGCAGGAUUUGUCGGUUACAUUGACGUGCUUGCAUUUCACAACUGCUUUGGAAACUGA